Molecule: messenger RNA, 435 nt
Organism: Cotesia congregata
Lineage: Eukaryota; Metazoa; Arthropoda; Insecta; Hymenoptera; Braconidae
Source: the annotation of a GenBank genome assembly
AUGAGGAAUUUUAAUGAAGAUCAUGUUGAUGUUAAUGAAGUAAAGGAACUGACUGAACGACUGGUGGAGUACAUUCCUGCUGUAAUUACUACCAUGGGCUACAGAGGAUUGUUGGUUGCCCGAAAAUUUUCAGACCAGGACCAACUAUACAAUCUCCUUGACCUCCAAAAAACUUAUCUAAGCAAUCAAUCCAAGAUACAAAGUAAAUUAUACCCGCCUUUGGUACAAAUUACCCAGGAGCAAUUGAAGCAAAAUAAAUUCAGCGUGAGCGGAUGCGGAGAUUGUUUGGCUGCUGGAAUAAUCACCGGAAUGUUGAAACAAUUAAACGACGAAUCGUGUAUUUAUCUUGGACUCCAAGCAGCAGCAACAUCUCUCCAGUCCUUGGAAACCGUCCCUACUGCUGCAUUGAACCAAUUGAUCAACCCAACCAUUUAA